AGUCAGUCAGUGAGUGAGCUGCCGCCGGUGUGUGAUGAUCCCAGGGCCCUGGCUGCUGGCACUCUCGCUCAUCCUCUGGAGGUGAACUUGGAAAGUUAAAGUGAACUAUAUAUCCGUGUGAGUGUGCGCGUGGGGGGCCGAGGAGAGCAACAACUGCAGGUGUAAUCCCCCUGCUGACCGCCUCAUGUGGGUGGGGAUUUCUCCCAGGACGCGGCUCCUCACCAGAGAGGUGAUCACCCUUGUGAGGCCCAUUGACUUCUUCCCUCGACCCCCUCCUGUCCUGGCCUGCCCGCCGCCCACACUUGCCUGGCGUUGAGCGUCCCGCCAGAGCGCCAGGAGGCUGGUCGCAAGGGUAAGGGUGUGGCCGGGUGCCAGGAGGAGAAGGCCUAUAAACUGUGUGUGUGAGAGAGGUCCCAGUAGUGUGGUGCCGCUGGAGUAAGGAUGGUCUUGUGCGGCGCCAUGGACUGCUUCCUCCAGGCGACAAAAGAGUUUGUGGAGCAAGUGAAUGAACUGCGACGUUCUCGGAACGUGGGACCUCUGUCAUGGAACACUGCCGUCAAGUUUCUUAUGGCAAGGAAGUUUGAUGUAACUAGAGCUGUGAGUUUAUAUGAGCAACACGAAGCUACAAGACAUAGAGAAGGACUUGUAAACCUUAAUCCAUCCUGUGAUCCACUUCAGACAGAACUAGGAACAGGAAAAUUCACCAUUCUUCCGUGUCGUGAUGAAUCGGGUGCAGCCAUAGCUGUGUUUACUGCUCGGCUACACGACCCAAGAGCAACCACGCAACAGACCACACUCCAGGGAGUUGUUUACCAGUUGGAUGCUGCCCUUGAGUCCACAGAGACGCAGAGAUGUGGUCUGGUGUUUAUAUAUGAUAUGAGUGAAUCUGCAUAUCAAAAUUUUGACUAUCAGUUGUCGCAAAAGAUUCUUACAUUGCUAAAGGGUGGGUAUCCAGCACGUUUGAAGAAAGUAUUAAUAGUAACAGCACCGCUUUGGUUCAAGGCACCAUUCAAAGUACUUCGGCUCUUUGUUCGAGAAAAGCUAAGGGAUCGUGUGUACACGGUAUCGCUGCCGGAGCUUGUAAACCACAUACCAGGGAAGUGUUUGCCAAGAGAUCUGGGUGGAGAUCUCAGUGUUGAUCAUAGCGCUUGGCUCUUACGGUGCAGUACCUCCAUGACCAAUAGAGACCCAUCAGGCGUGUGUGAGCCUGCUCCACCCCUCACAUUCCAGUCUGGACACAUCUCUACAGUAGAUUCUGAUAAUAAUAGUUCCAACAUGGUACCAACCGGAGAUCAUGAUCCUACCAGUUCAGUGGAACAGCUGUGUGAAUUCAGUGAAGAUGAAGUCAGUUGUUGUGACAAGAGUUUCUCCCAUGACAGUAAUGAUGAGGAUGACCUGGAAGGGCAUGUCAGAGAGGAUGAUGGAAGACUGUCUGGUCUUAAUGGCACAGAGGAUGAAGACCUCACAAAAGAGGAAAAGCGGAAAGAUGGAGAAAAAGAUUUAAGUCCGUCUUUAAAAGGAGAGUGUUCUCCAGUGCCUGAAAUACAAGAUACUGCGCAUCUCAAUGGUCACGUCUUGCAUGAUACUGACCGAAUUAGUGGUAGAGGUUCUCCCCUUGCUCCCCCCAGCAGUGGAAGUAGUGGGUUCAGUGAUGAUGACAGUCUUCACUAUGAUGAUGGCCGGGGAUUUACUCUUGAGGAAUUUGUGCGCCAUCUUAGAGAUAAGGCACGGCAAGGACUUUAUCAUGACUAUACACAAAUAAAGAGUCGGCCUCCAGAUGGUACUUUUGAAAACUCAAGAAAAAGAUGGAAUCAAGUAAAAAACCGGUACACGGAUGUGCUAUGUUUCGACAAUUCUAGAGUGAUACUUUCAGCGGAAGAUGAAGAGUGUCAUACAGAUUAUAUUAAUGCAAACUAUGUUGAUGGUUAUAAACAAAAAAAUGCCUUCAUUUCUACUCAAGGUCCAUUACCUGGAACAUUUGGCGAUUUCUGGAGGAUGAUCUGGGAGCAACGAGUGUGUGUUAUUGUGAUGACUACCCGGGCCGUAGAGAGAGGGAGGACCAAGUGUGGGCAGUACUGGCCUGCUGAGCAAGAUGGAGUAGCAUCACAUUCUCACUUCACCAUUACCAAUACACAACUUUACCACUACCGGGAUUAUACAGUUAGCGCACUCACAAUGCGGGAUAACAGAUCUAAUGAGGAAAGAAAAGUAGAGCAUAUGCAGUUUACAUCAUGGCCAGACUAUGGUGUUCCAGACUCUGCUAUGGCUAUGCUAGAAUUUUUGACUCAUGUCCGGGAAUCACAGGCUCGCUUGACUUCUGCUCUAGGAAGUUCAUGGAUUGGACAUCCUUUGGGACCUCCAAUAGUCGUUCAUUGUUCUGCAGGCAUAGGAAGGACAGGUACGUUUUGCACCCUUGACAUCUGUAUUCGUCGCUUAGAGGAUGUUGGGACAAUUGAGGUAAAAGGAACUGUGGAAAAGAUAAGAUCCCAACGAGCAUACUCAAUUCAGAUGCCCGAUCAGUAUGUCUUUUGUCAUUUAGCACUGUUGGAGUAUGCCCUCCAUAAUGGAAAACUAGUAGAGGUUGAUCUCACAGGUUUUGAAGAUGAUGGGUCUGAAUCUGAUUGAAUUCUAUUAAUUAAAACUUGUGAAUGAUAGUGCAUUCUAAACUCUUUGUCUGAAGACAAAAAUAUUCAAUGUGGCAGAUUGCAUUGUGACAAUAACUGUGUAGUUAUGUUGAAAAUAACAUAACUUUUGUGUGGCAUUUUUGAAAUGACAAUAAAAAUUGUCUACACUGUUUAGCAAGUGAACAUUAAAAUACUGAAAAUGCUCUGGGCACUCAGUUUUGACUAAGAAAACUGCCUAUAAAAACUUGAGGCAAAGUCCUCAUAUAGCCAUUAGGUGCUGCCGAGUGCUUUUGUGUGAGUGAUCUUUAUUGUGAAACAUAUUUGAGUCUGAUAAGUGACCAAUGCACAGAAAAUGGAAAAAUUAUAUUUUUCAUAAGCCUUCUCUUUUCUUUGGGAAUAGUGCACAUAUCAGUUAAGAACUGUGUAAACAUGUAUGGUUCAAGGUUUCACACUGAAAUCCAAAGCACAUUGUUAUAUUUUGGCAAGUGUCUACAGUGUAUACAUAAUACUUAAAAGAUUUGACCUGAAACACACUACACAUUGGCCUUUAAAAGAUAUUGAAAAAUAAAUAUUAAGGGACUCAACAAUUAUUACCAUUCCAGUAGAGGUGUCGGUGUGUGUAUCUGGCCAGAGUAAGCUGUAGGAGGGCAGAGUGCAUGUCAAGUGUGCUGCACUGAGGUACAAAAUAGUGUUGGUGUCAGUCAUAAUGAAAUUUGUAGCUCAUUUCCAAAAUUAAAAUAAAGUGGAGCUUAUGAGAAAAGUACAUAUACAAGAAGUCUACAUUUUGUAUAAUAAUGGAACCACUCCAUGUAUUUAAAUGUGAUAAGGUCAACAUUUGGGUUUAAAAUGUAAGUUUUUUUUUUUACACUGAUUCAUUCAUUAAGUUUAUUUGUAUAAGGAAAGGAGAGAAGGUAAGUAGGCAUAAAUGCAGUGAAAUUUGUAUUUGUUAUACAUGAGUAAAACCACUUGCAUUAUUGCAGGUAUUUAAAUCUAUUGGAGGAUCGAUGAGUUAUUAAGUACACAAGGUAAAAUAACACAAAUAUCAACAUUUCUUAAUCUCUAAAUUGUCAGGUGAACAUGUGUGUAAACUAGAUAACAAUC
This is a messenger RNA of Procambarus clarkii (red swamp crayfish), 3725 nucleotides long. It is a transcript of the gene Ptpmeg2, whose product is annotated as Protein tyrosine phosphatase Meg2. Gene Ontology annotation, biological process: protein dephosphorylation. The record is from RefSeq and is a predicted model, not a curated record. Gene Ontology annotation, molecular function: protein tyrosine phosphatase activity. Lineage: Eukaryota; Metazoa; Arthropoda; Malacostraca; Decapoda; Cambaridae.